This is a messenger RNA of Adineta steineri, 948 nucleotides long. NCBI's taxonomy places the organism in Eukaryota, Metazoa, Rotifera, Eurotatoria, Adinetida, Adinetidae. The record is from the annotation of a GenBank genome assembly.
AUGUCGUCGGAAAUAAAUGAUAACUCAUCAUUAAUAUCAGUACUAACAAAUUUAUAUAAAUACGGUGGACCAAUUUUGAUGAUGCUGGGUACUGUAAGUUGCGUACUUAGUUUGAUUGUUUUUACAAAAAAAAAUCUACGUAAAAAUCCAUGUGCAAUAUAUUUGAUAGCGUAUAAUAUUAGUAAUCUUCUACAAAUUUAUACAACUAUGUUAUUAGCAAUACUAUCAACUGGUUAUAAUAUCGAUCCUACUUUAUAUAAUCUAGGUUUCUGUCAUUUUCGUUAUUAUACAAAGUUUUUGUUUACUAUUUUAAGUCCAUCUUAUUUAAUAUUAGCAUCAAUUGAUCGAAUAUUAAUCACUUCACCAAAUGCUUUAACGAGACAACGCAGUACUUUAUGUAUAACUUAUAUAGCCAUCAUAGGUGUAACAUUAUUUUGGUUAUUAGCUCAUAUUCAUACAUUAUUUCUGACCUAUAUUUUGGAACCGGUACCAAAUCUUAUCAUUUGCACUUUCCAAUAUGGAUUUUAUGUAUCAUUCAUAAGCUAUUAUACAAUUUUAAUCCAAGACAUUCUUAUUCCUUUAUUAAUGAUUAUUUUGGGAGUGUGGACUGUGAGAAAUCUCCGAAAAAGACGUCAGGUCACUGCUGUUACUAUCAACACAGCUAUUGUUGCUGUGCAUCCUACUCGUCCAAAGGAUAGUCAACUUAUUCAAAUUUUGAUUAUUGAUAUUGGUAUAUAUAUUGUAUUCAAUGCAAUGUUGCCACCUGCUCUUAUAUACUUACAAAUACUUCAAGCUCGAUCAGCUGAUUUUGUUGAAUUUCAACUUGGAAUGUUGCUUUUGAAUGUUGCUCAGUUCAGUUCUUAUAUUCCAUUUUGUGUUGGCUUCUAUACUAAUUUACUCGUGUCGAAAACAUUUCGAUAUGAAGUCAAAAAUACUAUCAAGUGUUAA